Messenger RNA from Nematostella vectensis (starlet sea anemone), 885 nucleotides. Its product is annotated as calmodulin-A. The record is from RefSeq and is a predicted model, not a curated record. Gene Ontology annotation, molecular function: calcium ion binding; enzyme regulator activity. The transcript is spliced from 5 exons. Lineage: Eukaryota; Metazoa; Cnidaria; Anthozoa; Actiniaria; Edwardsiidae. Bases 229 to 675 code for a protein of 148 amino acids.
UUAAGAUUGGUUAAGACACGCAUCUGUGAUUUAUACACAAUAGAUUUGCUUUCUUAGCCGAGUUAAUGCCAUGCAAAUGAAUUUCGAUUAUUACUGUGCAGCACCGUAAAUAAGUAAGUUGGUUAUUUUUACUCUCCCUCGGCUGUAUCCAGUGCUUGCAACCGAUCAGAGGCUGACAACGGGCGCACAAAAUUUGCAGAAUUGAAAUUACACUAAUUCAGCUUCAAAAUGGUGGAAAAACUAUCCAAAGCACAAAUCGCAGAGUACAAGGAGGCGUUCAACAUGUUUGACAAUGACAGGAACGGCACCAUCUGCUCGCACGAGCUCGGCUCAGUCAUGCGUGCACUGGGGCAGAACCCAACCGAGGACAUGAUCAGAGAUAUGAUUGCAUCCGCGGAUAAGGACGCUAGUGGUAACAUCGACCUUCAGGAGUUCCUCAGCAUGAUGUGCACCGUGCAGAGUGGGAAGACGCAGGAGAUCCGCAUGGCCUUCAAAAGCAUGGAUAAGGAUGGCGACGGAUUCAUCACCUUCGGCGACUUGAAAAAGACGAUGCAAGAGUGUGACGAGCACCUGUCAGAUGACGACCUCAAGCGCAUGAUCAUUGAUGCAGACUUGGACGAAGAUGGUCGAGUAAGCUACACUGAGUUCGUGCAGUUCUUCAAAGAUCGAGAGUAAUAGCAGAGGGACUGAAGCUAUCAAUUUACUCCACAAUUUCUCAUAUAUAAUUCAAGUUGUAGAUAAAUGUAAUAUCUCACAAGCAUUCUUCUGUAUUUUGUGGAUGCAAAAUCGUGAGAUCAUAGCUUUCUCACUGGAACCAGCCUUACACAUCGAAUAGUUUUGUAGAGUGCAAUUUUGCUCGAAGAAAAUAAAACACUCAUAAUCGGG